CCGAGCCGAGCCGAGCCGAGCCGAGCCGAGCCGAGCCGAGCCGCCGGUAACGGUCCUGCCUCGGUGUGAGGAGGCUCGGCAGGCUGCCCGCCAGGUAUCCGGGCCGCGGUGAGGGGCGGCUCUCCGCACCCAUCGCUGAGAGGUGGACCAACAGAUGGAACAUUCCACUAGGAAGAACGAAACUGUUCUUACAAGGUAAUUUGCUCCGGUUAGAUUGAAGUCUGCUCAGGGAGGCUUGUGGUCAGCGGUGACUGGGAGCGCUGGGAACACCUGAGUGAUCAGCUGAGGCCUUGAAGGGAGAACAUUAAGACUACAUUUCAUUGUCAGUUCUGUUCAGCAGCUAUGGAAAUAGAAAAGCAGCAUGUUUAUGUUAGCACAGUAGAAGUGGAGAAUCUGAGUGAUGCUCUGUUCUCCGGCGAUGAAGAAAACGGUGGCUCUGAGGAACGAAAGACUGAAAUCAACGGCAAUUGGAUUCCUGCAACUUCUAUUACCGAAGCCAAAAUAAAUGCUAAAGCAAAGAGGCGGUUGAGGAAGAAUUCUUCAAGAGAUUCUGGGAGAGGAGACUCUGUUAGUGAGAAUGGAGAGACGCAGAAGUCUGGGCUGGUUGUACCAACAAGCCCUAAGGGGAAAGUCCUGGACAGGCGCUCCCGGUCUGGGAAAGGAAGAGGUCUUCCAAAGAAAGGUGGAGCAGGUGGUAAGGGAGUCUGGGGAACACCAGGUCAAGUGUAUGAUGUGGAAGAAGUAGAUGUUAAGGAUCCUAAUUAUGAUGAUGACCAGGAGAAUUGUGUCUAUGAAACAGUAGUUUUACCUCUGGAUGAAAGAGCAUUUGAAAAAACCUUAACACCGAUCAUACAGGAAUAUUUUGAACAUGGAGAUACCAAUGAGGUUUCGGAGAUGCUGAAGGAUUUAAACCUCGGUGAAAUGAAAUACAGUGUGCCAGUGCUGGCUGUUUCCUUGGCACUAGAGGGGAAAGCCAGUCACAGGGAGAUGACAUCUAAGCUUAUCUCUGACCUUUGUGGGACAGUAGUAAGCAAAACUGAUGUGGAAAAAUCAUUUGACAGACUGCUAAAAGAUCUACCUGAAUUGGUGUUGGAUUCUCCCAGGGCACCACAGUUGGUGGGCCAGUUCAUUGCUAGAGCUGUUGGAGAUGGGAUUCUGAGCAGUACUUACAUAGAUGGCUACAAAGGCACUGUGGAUUGCAUCCAAGCUCGAGCUGCACUGGACCGAGCUACAGUGUUACUGAGUGUGACAAAGGGUGGAAAUCGUAUAGACAACGUGUGGGGCUCAGGAGGUGGCCAGCAGUCUGUGAAACACCUUGUUAAAGAGAUUGAUAUGCUGCUGAAAGAGUACUUGCUUUCUGGAGACCUGCUGGAAGCUGAACGUUGCCUUCAGGAACUGGAAGUACCCCAUUUUCACCAUGAACUUGUAUAUGAGGCAAUUGUGAUGGUUUUGGAGUCAACUGGAGAAAAGACCUUUAAAAUGAUGCUGGAUUUGCUGAAAUCUCUCUCGAGGUCUUCUGUCAUUACUAUGGACCAAAUGAAAAGAGGCUAUGAACGAGUUUACUGUGAAAUACCAGACAUUAACCUGGAUGUGCCACACUCCUAUUCUGUGCUUGAGCGGUUUGUAGAGGAAUGUUUUCAGGCUGGAAUCAUCUCCAAACCACUGAGAGACGUCUGUCCUUCAAGGGGCAGGAAGCGUUUUGUGAGUGAAGGAGAUGGAGGCCAGCUUAAGCUAGAAAGCUACUGAAUGUUGGAACCAACUGCUGAAGACUUAAAAGAUGAAAGGGAAAAAAGAUAGGUAUCUAGAUAUAUAUAUAUAUAUACAAACACACAGGCCUUUUUGGCACGUGUGCAUGUAUGUAUGUAUAUGCAUAUAUUAUAUACCAAAUUUCUAAGAGUUGCUUAGCACAGUUCAUAUUUUUUUAAGAGCACAUGUUUUGGGUACAGAUCAUUUUUUUUAAAUAGUUUUAUAAAUUUCAGAAAGAAAAGUUCUUUCUCCGGGCAUCCAAUAGACCAACUGGCCACUCUGUUGUGGUGCCUUCAGAUAAGCUAUCUUUUUGUAAGUGCCAUGUUUAUGACCUGUCAUUCCAUGUUUGCAUUCACAUUUGACUGCCGCUGUUUCUUUCAAGGACAGUGUUUUCAUUGUACAAUCCCUGAUUUAUACAGAGCUUUCUAGAAGGGUCAGGUUAAGCCGCUGUGAUCCCCUUCGUUGCUGCUGCUGAAAUACUGUGCUUUGGGAGGAAAAAUAGCUGUUUCUUUGUCUUAAAGAGCCCAAGAAAUGAGAGCUGGGUCAUUGGACAAGUUCACCUGUUCCACUGGUCGGUUUUAGGUAUUCCAGCCAGCACGUACCAAACCGGUCCUUUUUUCUAUGUAACUGGAAAAGUGAAAAAUACUGGUAAAAACAUAUUAAAAAUAUUUUUUGUGAA
This is a messenger RNA of Tympanuchus pallidicinctus (lesser prairie-chicken), 2425 nucleotides long. It is a transcript of the gene PDCD4, whose product is annotated as programmed cell death 4. Bases 343 to 1746 code for a protein of 467 amino acids. NCBI's taxonomy places the organism in Eukaryota, Metazoa, Chordata, Aves, Galliformes, Phasianidae. Gene Ontology annotation, biological process: negative regulation of DNA-templated transcription. The transcript is spliced from 13 exons. Gene Ontology annotation, cellular component: cytosol; nucleus. The record is from RefSeq and is a predicted model, not a curated record.